AUGCGGCAGCUGCAGGGCAGCAGCUGGAGGAAGUUUGGGCAUGCCGGCCGGGGGACAUACGAAUGGUUAACCAGCGAACCGAGCCUGCCUUUUCCGGAAACCCAGCUGCAGGGCACCCAGAGGGGAAGUUCCGCCAGGGAAGACGUGGAGCCCUUCCUGUGCAUCCUUCUUCCAGCCGCCGGCUUGCUCCUCCUGGCCUUUCUGCUGCUUCUCCUGCUCCGACGCUGCAGGGCCUCCCGGCCCCAGGGGCAGGCUUUCAGCAUCGACCUCCCAGAGCACCCACCGGCCAGAGAGGAGGCUGACCUCCUGCCGGGCUCACCCUGGAGCAGCGAGCCUGGCUUCCCGGGCUCUGCCUUCUCGGAGGGUUUACCGCCCUCCUAUGAGGAGGCCACCAGGAACCCCCCUGGGGAAGAGGCAUGGGAUGGGCUCCCUCAGCAUGAAGAGGGCUCGCCUGGACCGGAGGAGCUCAUAUAA
This is a messenger RNA of Equus caballus (horse), 474 nucleotides long. It is a transcript of the gene SMIM28, whose product is annotated as small integral membrane protein 28. NCBI's taxonomy places the organism in Eukaryota, Metazoa, Chordata, Mammalia, Perissodactyla, Equidae. The record is from RefSeq and is a predicted model, not a curated record.